Messenger RNA from Phaeodactylum tricornutum CCAP 1055/1, 1536 nucleotides. RefSeq lists its product with no specific name. Bases 1 to 1536 code for a protein of 511 amino acids. The transcript has a single exon. Lineage: Eukaryota; Bacillariophyta; Bacillariophyceae; Surirellales; Neidiaceae. The record is from RefSeq and is a predicted model, not a curated record.
AUGCCUCGCCUGGGGGGCGGAUCGUCUGGCCAGACACCCCUGCUGGAUGGAGACGACUCAGGAGGACCCCUUCCCUUGACCCAAACUUUGUCGUCGCUGCGUUUAGAGCCCACACAAAAUCUUUCAAUAGUUCCGGAGAAGACAAGGUCAGAAAGGAAAACGCCAAUCAAAUUCACAUCUUUUCAAAUGCCUCGCAUAUCUUCCAGUUCCAGUGACCAUGCUCCUAUGCUACCAGACCGGUCACCGGAAGCCAUGCAGAGUGUGUCCCUACAGAAGCUAUCACAACGAUCUGUGAAUACUUUUCGGGCUGCUGAGCAUGGAAAAGUGGAUAUUUUGCCAAUUUCGAUAGCAUCUUCUACUUUCAAUAGAAAACGAGCCGUUUCCUCGAAUAACAUGUCAUCAGGCUGGUACGGGCAGAGUUCUAUGCCACAGUCCGAAAGGCCAAUGCCUCGUACGCAAUCACUAAGAUCACGAAGAUCGAGUAGCAAACCUACCUGCUAUGAUGAUGAACAAAACGACGGUCCGGAUAAAUCGGUAACUCCUUACACUCGUCACGUCAGACAUGGAUGGGAGGACGCCGACUUCGGAAGUCCAUACAAACUAUCACACAAAUCGUUGCGACGAAGCUUCACUCUCAACAAGGCUUUUCUAACGCUGCAACUCGGUCAUUUCUUACAACUCGCGGUGGUUAUAGUUGUGUCCUUUUUAGUUUUCGACUCUUAUCAUAGAGCCAUUACGACGACCGACCAGCUAAGUAAAUUCAAGAACGACGAAUCCAUGUUGCUAUUACAUCUUCAUCGUGUGGAGCAGCAAGCCUUGAAUCUUCACGAAGAAUUUGACAGACUUAGCAAAAAAGAUUUCGUCGAAUCUCACAGCAUUCAGAACGAGGAUGGUAGGAUUGAGCGGAAAAACGCGGUCGUGGUUGACUCAGAACUGAUUCGAAAGCAGACACAACAGCUCAGGCAAAUGGAAGAGGAGCUGAGCCACGAAGUACGAGCGCUUCAAGAAAGUAUUCAAAUCGCCGCUCGCAGCUGCAUUGUUAGAACUUUUGGAGAGGGUCCAGUCCAGGUAAUCCUGGAUCUUAACUUCGGUGAAAGGAAUAUACAGGGUGGCACAAAACUCACCAUUCUGCUGUGGUAUGAUACCCCUCAUGCAGCCUGGACGCUACUUGAACAAAUUCGAAAGGGGAUUUGGGACGGUGCUAGCUUCAGACUUGACAAGGGGAGAUCAAUUGCAGCGGCUCCGGAAAAUCCUGACAGGGAAUCAAAGCUCGAGUUUAUCGAACAUUCUCAGAAAAAUCACGACCCAUGGACGAUUGGGUUGAGCGAUUUUGGCGAUGACGGAAUCGGCCUAUUUGUCAAUCUGAAGGACAAUUCGGCUUUCCACAAACAGGAUGUCUGUGUUGGGAAAAUCAUCGACGGUUUCGAUGCACUGCAACAGCUAGUUGAUCUUUCAAGGAGUCGAACAAACAAAAUAUCGAUAGCCGCGGCGACUGCCUCUCAUCUCACUAGAGAACAUACUUCUGGGCUCGUAUAG